Molecule: messenger RNA, 1722 nt
Organism: Corylus avellana
Lineage: Eukaryota; Viridiplantae; Streptophyta; Magnoliopsida; Fagales; Betulaceae
Product: autophagy-related protein 18c
Molecular function (GO): protein binding
Source: RefSeq, a predicted model, not a curated record
AGAGAGAGAGAGAGUUGAACAAGGGCCUAAGGCUUGAGAGUCCAGCAAUCAAAAUUUACCCUAAUCAGGAAAUACGGAUACUGAUCCUAAAGAAAUGGGAGAGGAGAAGAGAAAGGGGAGCGGCAUGUACAGACAGAUUGGCUUGUGUAGGAAGUGGGAACAGAAGCGUCUCUGAUAGAGAUAUCAAUCUGGGAGAAAGAUAAGAGGAGAGGAGCGUCGUCUCGUCUGUCCCAUUAAUAUUGACAUAAUAAACAAGCAAAAACUUUGUGGGUCGUCGCCUCUUGAAUCGGGGGAUCGGACAGAAAGAAAGGAGCAAGCACUCUGAUAACAGCCACUUCGUCACACAUGAGUUCAACCGUUUCAACAUCUCGAGGAAUACUUCCUCCAGCAAGGCUUGGCACCUGUGACACCCCAAAUACUGGGGCCUCUGAUUCUUUUAGCCAACCUGAAACAGAGUUCAAUGACGGUGAUGAAACUGAGUUACUUUGUGUAUCUUGGAACCAGGACUAUGGUUGCUUUGCUGCUGGCACAAGCCAGGGUUUUCGUAUUUAUAACUGUGACCCAUUCAAGGAAACUUUUAGACGUGAUUUGAAAAGUGGGGGUUUUAAAAUUGUUGAGAUGCUCUUCCGGUGCAACAUUCUGGCACUUGUUGGAGCCAAUUCCCAGUACCCACCAAAUAAAGUUAUGAUUUGGGAUGAUCAUCAGAGCCGAUGCAUUGGUGAAUUUGCAUUUAGGUCUGAGGUUCGUGCAGUGAAAUUAAGACGGGAUCGGAUUGUUGUUGUUCUUGAGCACAAGAUAUAUGUUUACAACUUUAUGGAUCUGAAGCUUCUUCAUCAGAUUGAGACUCUGGCAAAUCCUAGGGGCUUGUGCUGCCUUUCACACCAUUCAAAUGCGUUUGUGUUGGCUUGCCAAGGUCUUCAACGAGGACAAGUUCGAAUUGAACACUUCGGGCUGAAUAUGACAAAAUUGAUUCUUGCUCAUGAUUCAAAUAUUGCAUGCUUCACCUUGACGAUGGAUGGGCUGCUUCUUGCAACUGCUAGUACCAAGGGCACUUUGAUAAGAAUAUUCAACACAAUGGAUGGGACUCUCUUACAAGAGGUACGUAGAGGAGGGAACAGAGCAGAAAUAUAUAGCAUUGCUCUCUCUCCAAAUGUCCAGUGGUUGGCAGUAUCAAGUGACAAAGGCACUAUUCAUAUAUUUGGGCUCAGAGUUAGAGUGGUUGGGGAGGACUCAUCAGCCCAGUCAAAUGCUGCUCAAGGGUUGGCACUGUUUCAGCAGAAUUCUUCGACUUCCCUAGAUGCCCUUAUUUCUCCGAGUACUGGUGCCAACCCUGGUUCAUCAUUAUCUUUCAUGAGAGGGGUUUUACCGAAAUAUUUCAGCUCAGAAUGGUCAUUUGCUCGGUUCCACUUGCCGGAAGACACACAAUUCAUUGCAGCGUUUGGAUCUCAGAACACCAUCAUUAUAGUUGGCAUGGAUGGGAGUUUCUACAGAUGCAGCUUCGAUCCAGUGCAUGGAGGGGAGAUGUUACAGCAGGAAUAUGUACGCUUUCUAAAAACUGAAAGUAGGCCCAGAUAGGGCUCUACUGAUAAUUGCACGAGCAGUUAAUUCUUUCUCAUCGUGUGUAAAUAUGGAGGCUGAACAUAACUGUGAAUAUUUUUGAUGGCUACAAUGUUCUUACUGUAUAUCAUAUAUGGGCAAUGGUGAUGGCAAUAAUUGCUUUAA